Molecule: messenger RNA, 225 nt
Organism: Prunus armeniaca (apricot)
Lineage: Eukaryota; Viridiplantae; Streptophyta; Magnoliopsida; Rosales; Rosaceae
Source: the annotation of a GenBank genome assembly
AUGGAGCAGAAGAAGCGAAAAGAAGAAAGGAGGAUGGGUUUGGAGAGACUGCCCAGCAGCUUAUUGAUAGAGGAAGUUCUGCUCAAGUUGGAAAUAGAGGCUCUGUGCUCAGUUUCAUGCGUUAACAAAGCCAUGAGCUUCUCAGUCUCUCAGGCCCUGCCUUUACUCUCGUCUAUCAAUCUCUCUGGGCCUCCACAGCCUCACCCUAAAUUGUCUCCACCUUGA